Messenger RNA from Monodelphis domestica (gray short-tailed opossum), 9320 nucleotides. RefSeq names its product sterile alpha motif domain containing 12 (gene SAMD12). Gene Ontology annotation, biological process: cell surface receptor protein tyrosine kinase signaling pathway. Lineage: Eukaryota; Metazoa; Chordata; Mammalia; Didelphimorphia; Didelphidae. The record is from RefSeq and is a predicted model, not a curated record. Gene Ontology annotation, molecular function: protein binding. Gene Ontology annotation, cellular component: cytoplasmic side of plasma membrane.
AGACUUCCCGACUCGUGCAGGGAGUCGGCUCCUCCAGUUUGCGUGAGGGCUGCAGGUUGAUCUUGGUUGCAGAUGAGCGCAGAAUUUAUAAGCGAGAGCAAGUGAAGUGGGGGCGGGGGGAGUCCUGGGCAGGAGAAGUACCCCGGCCAGGCGAAUUAUGCAUACGUUAGGCAAACACUGAGAGAAUGGCUGUGGAAGCUAUCCAUUGCAGUCUGAAUCCAAAUGGUAUUGAUCACUCUGUCCAUGCAGAAGGUAUUAACCAGCAAAUUGAAGGUGAAGGCACUGAAUCUCAAGCUGUUAAGAACAAAACUACCCAGAAGUCACCUGACCUGAAAGAAACACCCAAGCGACAACAAAUUGAGGCGGAGGCAUCUAAGUCUGGCACAGUGAAGCUGUCAAAACCAGUGGCUCUGUGGACCCAGCAGGAUGUCUGCAAAUGGCUGAAGAAACAUUGUCCAAAUCAGUAUCAGAUCUACAGUGAGUCAUUCAAACAGCAUGACAUAACUGGACGGGCGCUCCUGAGACUCACUGACAAAAAGCUGGAACGAAUGGGGAUUGCCCAAGAGAACCUCCGACAGCACAUCUUGCAGCAGGUGCUUCAGCUGAAGGUCCGAGAAGAAGUCAGGAACCUUCAGUUACUCACACAAGCCUCAACAGAGGGUUCUCCAUAAUCAUGAUUAGCCUCUAAAGCUGCUGUCCUGCCAGUUGAUAUGAAAGUGGCCUCUCCCUCAUGAAAAGCAGAAAGAACUACAGUGCCACAAGACGACCUUGGAGAAUUGAAAGAUUAACUGAGCUCUAACCCUCAGUCAAGAUGAUGGGUUUGGGAAAAUCCUGGUUUGCCAUGGAUUUAAAAUGUGGCACAUCAUCUCCAGUGCUAAUUUGUUCCAAGUGGUCAUUGACAGACCAUUAGCUGGGAAAUUGCUUCCAGUUUUCAUCACUGUGCAUAACUCGAGUUCCCUUUGGGGGACUCUCUGUGCCCUUCACUAGAAGUCCCAUUUUAGCAUGGCAACUACUGGAUUCUUUUAUUAUGUAUGCAGAUGGCAUGAUGUUUUAGGAACCAUUACAACAGUUCUGCGAUCUCAGUGGAAAUGUUCACAAUAUUACACCCUGAUAGGAAUGUAAACAUGUCUCGUAUCUCUUAGUUAUGCCGUCUAAAGGUAUUCCGUUCAACUAUUAAGCACUUUAUAGGUGAGCUCUACACAGAAGAAUUAGCACGUUAUGUAUAUGUGAAGAAAAAAACCCAAGGUGUUCUUUUUUCUUUUUUUCCCAAAAUCUUGUUCUAUUUCUAGGCUGAGCUUGUCCAAGACAAACUCCACUAUUUACAUAUCCUUUGUGGUUUGUGGUUUCUGGGUGUAAAUAUGGUUGUGGUACUGUUAGAUUUCAUCUCACAACAUGUUAUUGAAAAACUGUCUUGAUUCGGGCCAGGAAGAGAUGAGCAGAGAGGGUGGUAUAUGGACCAUGGUAUUAUAAGACAUUACCUAUGCUUUUCUUAUACCUGGAUGCCCUCGUAUUGCCCACAAAUAUAAAUGUGCUUAUCUUUCCAUUGUGCCAUGAUGAACUUUCUUCUAAUCAAUAGAAACAGAGAUCUUAAAAACAAGGAUUCCACUUUCAUCAGCAACCAAGAGUGAGUCGGGGUAGUGAAGGCAGGAGAAUUUGCCAAUGCCAUGGCUCUGGCUUACUUCAAAAUGCUAGAGAAAGAGUCAUGAGUACUAUUACAACAAUUCUGCAGUCUCCGUGGAAAUAUUCACAAUAUUACAACCUGAUAGGAAGGUAAACAUGUCUCUUGACAUGUUAUGAGCCCACAGGUUCAUGGGUAGAAUCUUCUAAAGCAGAAAAUACAAAGAAAGUGACCAAAUUAUAUCCCACAAAAAGGAGAUCAGAGGCAGUAUCCAGUAUAUUUUCUUUUUUAUGUAGAUAACGUCUAAUCGUUUUCCAGUUAGUUCUCUUUCUGCUCUUUCAGCCUCAGUAUUUUGGAGAAUUUUUUUAAGCUUUCUAUCCUUAGUCCCUCUUGGAGCUUCAGAGCCCACAUGGACCAAUCUUUCUUAGCUGAUCUAAAUUUGUUCUCUGAAACCUGACACUGCUAUUUGACUGAAUCAAGUGUACGAUAAAUUUUAUCUCCAAGGGUUGAUACAUGAGUCUUUGCCAUCACAGACCUAACUUGUGGAGCCUAAAAAAUGACUUCUUUAAAACCACAUGUAAUAACUUGUAGUUGGCUGGGUUCUUCCCUAAGCUAAGCAUUUAGAGGAUAUCUUCAGACCCGUAGCCUCCAUCUAGUUGACCAUCUUUCCAAGUCUUUGAAAGGGUUCAGCUCAUUAUGCCUCUCUUGAGUCCUUCUGGAAAAGAGAAGGGACCUCCUCUUAAAACUCUAGUGAGUCAGGGGGAAGCAUACAUCAACAUAAGCUUAUCAAGAGAGAGCUAGAGAAAGAAAGGAGCCUAUUGAGGAAUAACGUCCAAGAUCCUGUAGGGACUCUUUUUCCACAAUCCUAACCAUCCCCCGGCUGUUCCCUAAGUAAAUACCUUAGAUUGAAAAAUAUAACUGCAGCCCCUAAAGAGAGUCAUUGGAGUGGCUUUGGGGAAAUCUGACUUGAAGGCUUUAUUCUCUACUCAAGGUUAACCAAACAAGUUGAUAAGUCCCUUGUGAUGCCAGGCUUUUAGGAACAUCCAUACCCCAUUUCCCCAGAUGUUACCAUUGAGUCAAGCAAGUAGAGCUGAUUCACCUCAGCCUAGUUACCCCUCUCCUACUUCUAUUGAAUUUUUAUACAACUCCAACACAAAUUUGUCCUCCCUGUGGAGUACAACCAACAUUCAUGACAUAUUCCUGGCACCUCACAUGUGGUGGUUGAAUCCAUAUCCACUUGACCUACGGCAACAUGGUACAUCAACCUUGUGAAAGAUGCUAGAGAAAUCCAUCAGUUUCAUCUAUGCCUUAUUCAUAGCUCUUCCAACUCUGUUUUCUUCCUGCUUGCAAUUUUAUAGUUGCUGUCCUUAUGACAAAUAGGUCAUACUUCCUUCCCCCAGCCCCACUCCAUCUCCCCAUAUAGCUAUCCUUACAUUUGAUAUGAUACAAUAGUCAAACACAAAGUUUGGAUUCCAAAGAGUUUUUUGCAAAGAAUGACUGCCAGAUUCCUGAGCUAUUGUAGUAAUCUGGUGCCCAUGGAGCUCUCUUGAGAACACUGGAUGAUAGCCAGCAUACUUGGUCACUUCCUUAUAUCCCAUGGAACAAAUUAAAGGAUACUGACAUACCAUCCAACCCUUGGGCUUUGGGGUAGUACAAUCUGAACAUUGAGAUAAGUCCAUUUCAUUUCCCAGAUUAAAGUCUUACUGUCACUGCUUGGAAUAAAAAAAGGAAAAUUUUUCUUUCAAGAAUACAACUGCCCAUAAAUCAAUUAAGGAAAUAAAUAAACCUUCUUCUAUUGCUUUUUUUUCCAAAUGUUUCUCAAUCUGUUUCAAUUCAAAAGAGCUUGUUAGAGCACCACUGAGUUGACAUUUGUGAGUAGACAAUUAACCAAGAGCAGGAUUCUAGAUAGCUUUUCUAAACAUGUAUUAGUGCCAGGCACAUAUCAUUAAUUGAAAUAUCUGAACUACUGUUUUUUCAGAUGUGUUUAAAUGACUCCCAGAGAUGGUUUGGAAAGUACAGCACUAUAAAUUCAAGGACAGCUUCAAAUGUGAAAUGAAUCUAGUAGGAGCAACAUUGAAUUUGGAGUCAGAGGAGCUAGGUUCAAAUCCUGCCUCUGUCACCUUUAUGACCUUAGGCAAAUUAUUUUUUCUCUCAACAGCCUUAUGUUUCUCAUAAAAUAAGGGGGUGAACUAGAUGGCCUUUAACAACACUUCCAGCUUCAAAUCUAUGAACCUAUGACUCAACCUUGGGUUUCUUUGGUUGGGGGAAAGGGAAAGAAUGGAGUUGAGCCCACAUGGAUUAAUCAUGGCUGCCUCUUCAAAAUGGCAAACAUUCUUCCUUGGGUAUCAUAUGUGGAAUGAAGCUUCCCAGAAACUGAGAAAAAUUGGUAUGUGUACAUACACACAUACACAACACAAGAGAGAGAUGGAACACCAUUGGAUUUUGUUCAUUAGAAUUGGGGGAGAAUGGAAAUAGAUUAACAGGGCUGAAGAAAUAAUAUGUUGUUGCAAUACUUAUAAACUUUUAACAUUCAUUUUUCCAUUUUUUUCAAAGCCUACCCCACAUCUUCCUAUGAGCAAGCAGACUCACACCCACCACUGCAGGGGAAAGUAUAGAAUGAAUAGGCAUGAAUAAUUAUUAGGAUCUCUAGGGUGCCAAAAAGAGGUUUGGGAAAGAGAAGAUUAGCUAACUUUCUCCAAGGAAUUGAAUUUAAAAUUUUAAAGUGGCAUAAUUUUACCAAUUAAUUCUGGGGUUCUCAGAUCUCAGAGACUUUCUUUAUGUGUCCUACAAGGACCUCAAAAUGAUCAACAAGGAUAGACUGGACAAUGUCCUCCAGAAUAUGGGGAUACAAUAGAGUGUUCACAGUAAAAACCCUUCUAACUCACUAACCAACUAACAGAGUCCAACUGUCUUUAGUUUCCCAGCAAAUACUGAAAUAUAUAUUUAACACCCAGGAGGACAAAGAAUACCAACCUUAUUUGAGAAAAUAUGCCAAAGAGGAAAACUUCUAAUGGACUUCUCCACCCACAUCCCAUUACCUGGUAAUGCUUUUUUUUUUUUGUCUGUAAAUGUCACAUAAUUGAUUUGGUGAAGAACAAUAAAGUCUCACAUAAGAGAAGUUUGCAAGAUCCUUGUUAGUUCUUCAGCUCUAGCAAUCCCACUGUAUCCAAGUGCAUUAGCAAGCUCAUUCUGUGCACUGUUUUCCUCUAUAUUCUUCGGAGUAAUUUUGUUACUUGACAACUAGACUUAAAGCUGCUGUAGACGCUAAAAAAAAUCUAAUCUCUGAAAAUGACAUAAAUUUUCUUUAUUCCACAAAGACUCUUUUUUAUUCACCCCUUCCCAAACCCACAGCAUAUUCCCUCCCCACCCUCCCUUUCUUUUCGUUCUGCUUCUCUCUCUUUUUCACUAUGCUGUGAAUAUGUUUCAAUUAUUCGAUAAAGAGCUCAAACAGGAAAAAAAAAAGGCUUGGAGUCAUCACCCUUUCCCCUUAUUUCAAUAAAUAAUACCUUCUUGAAUUUGAUGGAGGAGCUUGAUUGCCACACCACUGGGGUGCAUUGACUUCCAUCUCUGAAAUGUUUGAACCAAUCUUUGAACCAUCUUUGAACCAAUCAAUCAACAAGGAGUUAUUGAACCAAUGUUAGGCACUAGACUAGGAUCUUGGAAUAUAACAACGAAGAAUGAAAUAAUUCCUAUGCAUAAUCAAAAAGGACCCUAAGAAAAGUACAGAGGGCCAGGAGAUGAGUUUUCAGCUACAUUUCAAGGACAGAUAAUGCCUACAUCCUUUUUUUUUAAACCUUUACCUUACAUCUAGAGUUAAUACUAAGUAUUGGUUCCAAGACAGGUGAUGCAGUAAGGGCAGUAAGUGUCUUGCCCAGAGUCACACAGCUGGGAAAUGACUGAGGUUAGAUUUGAACCCAUAUCUAGACCUGGCUUUCUAUCCACUGAGCCACUUGGCUGACUCCUCAUGCUUUCUUAAUCUACUUCUGCUACAUCUAGAUCUCCUUCUGUCUCCACAGAAAUUUCAUUAGUUCAGUUUUAUAAACCAACAAUAUCAUGUGGAACCCCCAGCCCAAAGGGGCAGGGGAGGACUCCAUCUCUGUUAUUUUUCUUGGGCUUCUUAUUCUCCAAUGGGAAGUAAGGAAAGCCUUUUGUAAAAGGCAGCCAUUCAUAUUCUACUUUUAGAAAAGCUGUAAGGUGUCCUAACCUUGAUAACUAGAGUCUCCACUGAGAUUCUAACUCAAGUGUUUGGAAGGAGUCAUGAUGUCUGCUGCCUUCCUAAGUCUUUACUGUGACCAUCUCCUCGACCCCUGAGGUAUGAGAUAUAGGUAAAUGGCUCUAUUUCCCUGCACCUCUGUAUUGAUGAGAUUCAGGAGAAACUUAAAAAGAGAAGUGCCUUCCAGGUACUUAAGGGUUUUGGUCCUCCCCUCCAGGAGGAUGACUGAGGAGUGACUAAAAGCCCAUAGAAUUGGCCUAAGGCAGAAGAUGAGAUGAUUUGUGAAAGACUGCUUUGAAAUGGGAUUUCACUGGCCAUUAAAUAGAAUAAGACUGUUGAAGCACCAGGUCUUCAUUCAUAAUUUCCUAUUAGAGUUAUUGAUAAUUAAAAUAGUAGCAAACUGUGAAGAGUAAAUUCUCCCCUCCCAUAUUUCUCAAAGUCUUUUAAAAUUUUACUGAUUAAUAUAAAAAGAAAUAGUUGGUGAUUUCAAGGAGUUUCCCAGACUUUAACACAAUAAUAAGGCAAAGUUUAAGCCUGAGCCAAUAGUUUCUAUCACAAUACAAAUCUCUUUUCCCGAUAUUGGGGGAUCUUUAGAUUUUAUUUCUGGAGUGAAGUAACUAGCCUUCUUGAUUUCCUUGAGGAGAAUAAAUAAGUUUUACUUUGUGAUAUAACCACAUCUGGGCCAUGAGAUACUGCAGAAAGCUGGUUUGUUAGACUUGCCAGGCAAUAAUAUCCAUUUUCAAAAAAUCCUGCCCCUUCUCUCAAAUAGUCUAACUCCCCCUAUAUUUUUCUGUCUCCUUCAAAGUUGUCAGCCUGUCUCAGAUUAAGAUUAGCACCCAUGAGGUGAGGCGUGCAAACCACAUGCACGCGCACACACACACACACACACACACACACACACACACACAAUUGUAGUCCCCUCUUCAGUUUAAUUUAAAAUUUGAUACAAGUGAUGGGCUGCUGUAAUCAUUGAGAUAUGGACACUUGAAUCAACUCCCAAUGACUGUUCUUUGCCAAAAUUAAUACUUGUUUUGUUUUCAUUUACACUGAAAACAAAAACAAAAACAAAAAUCUAUGUUCUGGACUUCCUGAAGUCUCAAGGGUAGCACUUGCCAACUCCUACUUUCUUAGCUCACAGAGUGAACAUUUGAAAGCAAGUUCUGGAUGGUUUUUCUCAACAUGUCUGAAAGGAGUUUUGAAAUGUACAACUCAAUUCCUGCCCAUAUUUGAAAAGAACACUAUUUGGGGAUGGAAACAUCACAGGAAAUAUAGCCAGAUCCUUAUUGAAUAUUGUAAGUCAUAGUUUUGUUUUCUCGUGUUUUCCAUUCUUAUUCAAUUUUUACCUUCAGCUUGAAAGGAUGGGAAGUUGGCCUCCAUGGAAUGGUUAUUAACCCUAACCUAGGAAGCCUAGCCAGAAGCAGUGGGUUCCAGUUGCUUUAAUUCAUGCUUAGAAAAUUUUAAAAGCCUCUUUGGGUGUCUGGAUGUUUUCUCCACUAUUAGCCUCCUUCCUUCACUGAUUAAAAAACACACGCCCAAAACUGCCCUUACAAGGUUAUAUGAACCGCUGCCGUGGUUUGGCCAGUGGAGGCAGUUUACGUUGCAGAGGGCUGAAUGAUGCUGGAAGCCUGACUUUGUGUAGGUUUGGAGCUGUGUCCCACACCCCAACCAUAAUUAUCUCAAGGACUACACUUCCAUCUAAGUAAGAUCUGGUCCCAAAGGUAAUGAAGUGAAUUCUGCUGAAAAUUAUCAUAGCCCCUCUAUUCACACUACUGGAAUCCUGUGAAAAUGAUUCCAGGUGGCUCAACUAUUCAGUAUCAUUAGCCUCUACAUUAAAUAGCUUUACACAAAAUUUUAGAAGAGAUCGAUAUCAUAGCAAAACUGCUUAUUAGCAAUAAAGAGCACCUGAGAAGAGACAGUAUUGAUCCAUCGUGGUUUCUAUGCUUAGGUUUAUUCUUAGAAUUUUGUGGGGGGACAGCCUAGCUAGGAGAAAAGGAAAGAACAUAUCUUGAAACCAGGAGCACCAAGCUAGGGAGCCAAAGACCUAUGAGUCCACUCCCAGCUCUGUCUUUUAUGGUUCAAACAUGGUCAAAUAGCUUAGACUACUCCAUAAGCCUCAAUUUCCUCAUUUUUAGAAGAGAAAUGAGACCUGCCCUUCCCAUUUACUAGGGUUUUUAUUUUCAUAAGGACCAAAUGAGACAAUCUAUAAAUAUUAUAGUGUGACACAAAUACAUGGUACUAUCAUCAGUGUGAUCUGGGUCAGAGACUCCAUGAAAAUAUAAUUUCAUGAAACACAAAGCCUAUUUCUCCUACUGUAUGCCUUAUGAUCCCCACCUACCAUCUUGAUCACGUCACCACCUUUGGGGCUUUGGCCAGGAAAGGAAGCACCGCUCAACAUAUCCCAGAACUAACUGAUUUGCCAAAUGAUAUUUGUCCUGUCCUAUAGAUCCCAAAGAUGAGGCACUCAUCUGUCAUCUUGAUUCCAUUUCCCAAUUCAUUGAACACUCUAGUGAGCCCGCUGACCAAAAGAUAGAGAUUUGGGUUUGGCUUUCUGACAGGUAUAAGUUUUCAAUCCUUGGGUUGCUGAGGAGCAGAGGGAGUGUGUAGCUUCCAGAGGGAGAGUAAGGAAGCAGAUCAUUCUCCCCGGAAUUAUUUCCAUCAGCCGCUGUCUAAUAGUAUGCGUUCUAGUGAACGAAGAAAUGAUGGCACAAUGUGAAUUGAAUUGCAGACUAGGGAGGGCUUACUGUAAGAUCAGAAGCCAACCAGUGAAAACUGCUCACUUCCUCUUUGGUAAACUGCAUGCCUGUGCUUGUGUGCAGGAGCACACUUUGUCAGCUAGGUUUAGUGAGUGUAUUUUGUAACACCCUAGCCCUGCAUAGGUCAGAGACCUUUUUCACAGCUUCUUUAAGUAUGCCAUAAGCUGGCACCUGUGUCAAUGUCCUUCAAAGGGUUCAAUAUACAGGUAUUUUCUUUUUUUUUUCACCACUCACAACUGUGUUUCUGCCCUUUGUACCAUAGCACUAUGUCUCUGUAGACAUCCAAAUAGAGUGACAAGAUCGAGUGCCUUUCUAAUGGGCAUAUAUUGUAUUCCCCCAGAAACCCCAGGGGAAAAAUGUACAGAAAACUUAUUUUUCCCAAAUAUGAGAAUGAUUGCACAUCAUUUUAACCUGUCCAUUUCCAUAUUUAAGUGGUUGUCAACACGUCAAUGCCCAUUGAUUCACUGUUCUAUUUUUUUUUUGCUUUUUAAAUUCUUUUCCAAUGUUUAUAGGGAAGUCGGUGGGGAGGCAGGCAUUCUCUUUAAAUUGAGUUAAAUGAAAAUGUUCAAAGUUUGUUGUUUUUUUCCCCCUCCGGUGUCCAUGGGCAUGAUCUCUAGCAGGCUUGGAAAUCUGCUUUAUCAUUUUGUAUAUUUGACAAUUUUGUACUCUGCAUUAUUUGACUUCAUAUGUGCAUGGCGAUGUAUUAAAACACAAAAUUUUUAUUACAGUGUAAAAA